CCUGCCUGGUGAUAUAAUGGAAUAUAAAUACAAUUAUUUUUCAUUGAUGAACAGUGAAAUCAUGUUUGAACAUGUGCGCGCUGUUUUUCUAAUAACACCGGCGUGAAUCCCCGGUGGUUUGCAGAGAUAUCUGCCUAACAGCGCCUCUUAGCUGCGCUGAAAUCUCUGUAAAGCGCCGCAUCGCAUCUUUAUCGCUUGAUUUCGGACUUGCCUUGUAUAGUCAACAACACCGUCUCCUGCUAAACAGCCACUGCUGUCACACGCAAGCGUGAAAUCUGACGUGAUGCUCUUGCCACCGUCCCAUUCAACCGCUUGUUGGGAUCCUCCCUUCAGACAGUCGUGCGUAUGCGCUGGUAACGAAACAACGGCAUUGUCAGAGCAGUGCUUAAACAGAAACGACCAAUUAACAGAAAGAAAUCAAUAGGUAACGUGAUCUGGAUUGAUUUCCUGCGGCAAUGUAAAGAUGGCGAGAGUGCUCCACAACUUGCUCUUAUUUCUAAUCAGACUUGCGCAGAAAAUCAGAGUUUUGGGGUAUUGGUCAUUGAUAUACGGUUAUUGUGCUCUUUGCACCAUCGUAGCCCUGCUCAAACUUUGGUGGAACAUCAUCUUGAGGCCGACAACAACCUUCCAAUGGGUGAUUCGUGAAACUCCCCCGGCUUGCCUGAAUGACACGUCCUUGGGAACCCACUGUUAUGUUCGGAUCAAGGAGUCCGGCCUUAGGUUUCACUAUGUUGCUGCAGGAGAGAGAGGAAAGCCACUCAUGCUGUUUCUGCACGGCUUCCCUGAGUUCUGGUUUUCCUGGCGCUACCAGCUGCGGGAGUUUAAGAGUGAAUUCCGUGUGGUGGCCAUCGACAUGCGGGGCUACGGGGAGUCAGACUUGCCACUCUCCAAUGAAAGUUAUCGCUUCGAGUACCUAGUUACCGACAUCAAGGAUAUCGUGGAGUACUUAGGAUACAACAGAUGUUGCCUCGUUGGCCAUGACUGGGGUGGGACCAUCGCGUGGCUGUUUGCUAUUCACUACCCAGAGAUGGUGACAAAACUCAUUGUCCUGAACUGUCCCCAUCCAUCUGUGUACGCAGAUUACGCUCUGCGUCACCCGAGCCAGCUGCUGAAAUCCAGUCAUUUCUUUUUCUUCCAGCUGCCCCGCUUCCCGGAGCUCAUGCUCUCCAUCAAUGAUUUCAAGGCUCUGAAAGCCUUGUUCACCAGCCGCAGCACAGGGAUCGGGAGGAAAGGCCGAUGGCUCACUGCAGAGGACUUGGAGGCAUAUCUGUAUGCACUCUCACAGCCAGGAGCUCUGACUGGAGCUCUCAACUAUUACAGGAAUGUCUUCAGCUCCCUGCCCCUGAACCAGAAUCACGUCAGGUCCCCGGUGCUGUUGCUGUGGGGCGAACGCGACGCGUUCUUGGAGCAGGAAAUGGCCGAGGCAUGCCGCCUGUACAUCAGAAACCAUUUCCGUCUCAACAUCAUUUCUGGGGCCAGCCACUGGCUGCAGCAGGACCAGCCUGAUAUCGUGAACACCCUCAUAUGGACCUUCCUCAAGGAGGGAGAGGGACGCAAAAGCUACAGGAACUAAACCCACACCGAGGCCUCCUCCAACCAAGCCCCUCUCUUCCCCUCUCACUUGCCACUCCUGGAAGCCUGGAAUAUGCCUGUGAUACCAAGCAACAUAGUGAUAAUGCAAUCAUUCUUUAAAAUCUUACACAUUUCAAAUAUUUUUUAAAGACGUCAGCAGUAAAGGAAAGAAUCAAAGCACACUUCACUGGAGAGGACACUCAGCAGUACGCGUGACACAUAUUCAAGAUGUUUUUUGCACAUGACAUCCGCCUUAAAGUUUGUCGGUUACAGCAUUACAAAUGUGUGGCAGAAUCUCCUUGUGACUUGUAUUGUGUGGUGCCUUUUAACUUUCGAGUUGUUGCAGUGUAAAGAUGUCCUGAGAGAUUGGGAUGUGGCAUCGUCUGCUAUACUUGUAUGUUUCACUGGGUCGCUCCACUCUACUUUGGGCACAGUCCUUUGGGAGCCGUAACUCUCCCACUCCCUUUAUCAGGUAGUGUUGUCUAAAGGAUUUUUUCUUUUUUGUAUAUUUUCCUUAAAGAUAAUUGCUCAAAUGUAGAGAAUGUUGUUUUCUUGAUCUUCCUGUAUAGCAAUGUCAGUGAUGGUUGACUAUUGUGCUCUUUUGUAUCUCUUCCUACACACUGCAUUUUGAAAUUCACUGAGCCAGGUCUACACCAUUUGAUUUUAUAAAUAAACUAAGUAAGUGUCAA
Messenger RNA from Thunnus maccoyii (southern bluefin tuna), 2261 nucleotides. It is a transcript of the gene ephx4, whose product is annotated as epoxide hydrolase 4. NCBI's taxonomy places the organism in Eukaryota, Metazoa, Chordata, Actinopteri, Scombriformes, Scombridae. The record is from RefSeq and is a predicted model, not a curated record. The transcript has 7 exons. Gene Ontology annotation, molecular function: hydrolase activity. The coding region runs from base 464 to 1573 and encodes 369 amino acids.